AUGCCAGUCCCAGGCCCGUCUUCGCAACCACAGUCAUACCCCUUACCGCAAUCGCUUCCGCAAAACUAUCCUCGGUCGCAAUACUCUCAACCUUAUGCGGCCCCUCAAAGAUACCCCGAGUCCGAGAACUACCCUCCCAGACCUCAGCGAUACGACGAGCCCCAAAAAUACGGUGACCCCCAGAGAUACCCUCAGCCCGAGCCGUACGUCCAGAACGAGAGAUAUCCCGAAUCUCAAGCCUAUCACGAACGCGAGCUAGAUGCUGAGUCGCAAGCAUUAUCAUAUGGCGACUCCGAGAGGAGGCGCCCGAGAGGUGGUUCGAGCUCUUCGGCCUCGUCCUCGACCUCGUCAUCCUUCCUCAACAUCUCAGCCAAGAGCCCAAGAUUCGGCGGUGUGUUUAGCACCUUUUGGAAAACCCCCUCGGAACAGCAGAAGCGCCGUCGCAAAAAGAAGCAGAAGGCUCGCAUUUUGUCGCUAGGCAAUUCCUCUUCCUCCUCCGUCAACUCCGAUUUAGCCUACGGACGCGGCUACAUUGAGCGCGAUAAGAGCCAGCUUACGACCCCGAUACCGUCGGUUUAUGCCAGUCCUGCGAUGCCCAUGCAUCGCGAGCCUGUUCAGGCCCGUCAAGAACCGCCGCCUGCGCCGCGGUCCAAGACCGACGAGGAAAUUUUGGAAAUUGGGCGCCAACUGCAAGACAUUGCGAGGAGGCAGAACGAUGCCGAUAGCCGAGCAGCCAGCAAGUCUCGGACGUCCCAGCUGGCUGGCGCAGCCGGUAUUGCGGGUGCCGCCGCUGCUUUCAGCCACUUUCGUAAGAACAAAGCCAGCAGCAAAAGCCGAGGGGCUGGUUCCUCGAAACUCAAGGACAGAGGCUCUUCCUCCGACGAUGAUUGGGAAUCCGCUUCCGAUGAUGAAUCGUCUACGGAUAGCUCCGGCAGUUCCGACGCCGGCUUGGUUUACGGCGCCGAGAUCAAGCCGUCAAAGUCCGCCAGGAUCUCAUCUGAGCCUCCCGAGCAGAUUAAGCCACCCGCGCGCAAGAACACCGUUGUGGACCCGCGUCUCUUUGGUCCCUACAACUCCCUUCGCGGCGCCGUGAAAAGCCCAUGCGGUUUCGGUGAAGAGGACCCCCGAUCUACUGGCUCAUUCCGCCGACACCAUGAGGAGACUGUUGCCCAAGUCCAGUCGCCAAAGACUGGGAAGCAGCCAAUGCAGCACGUGUACCCUGUGCCUACCUCGGACCCGAACAAAUUUGACUUUGAUCGUAGCUCCGUAACUUCGUCCCGACAGGAGCUUCCCCAACAGUCGCGGCCCGCUCCCGUUCCCCUGCAGCAGCCUAUCCCCAUUGUCCCUGUCUCGUCGAAAGUCUAUGAUGCCGAUAGAUUUGUAGAAGAUGAGCCUCGAAGUUCCAGACGCCAGCCACCCAAGGGGAGAAGCGCUGCGGAGAACGCCAUCGCAGGUGUAGGCGUCACAGCGGCUGCCAUCGGCGCGGCCAUGGCCGUUCGUAGGGACUCUGCUGAGUACCUUGAGCGUCGCGAUGACCGCCGAAGCGAGUUCCGGGAGAGGCGGGACGAACCCCAUGAGAUUCGAGAAAACCGGCGAACGGAAGAGCGAACAGAACGACCUGCGAGGAUCGAAGUGGAGGAUCGUGAAUCCCGCGAUCAACGUGACCCCCGUCGCUCGACUCGGCGCAACGAUGUCCAGAUCAUUGAUGACCGAGACAAGAGACAAGCUGUCCGCGACGAUUUAACCCGCAAACCUACCGAAAAGCGACCAAUAGGCACAGAUCCCCGUCCAGAGGUGUACCGACUGCCCCGUGGCGACGAAAUUCGAGUUGAGUAUGACCCGGACGAAGACCGCCGACGCCGUGAGGUUCCCAAGGAGGCCCGUGAAGAACAACGCAAGCCGGAAGGUUUCGCCGAACACCGGGACGCGCAGCGGGCGGAGAAGCCAUCUGAGUUACCUCGAGAUUACCAUGGGGUGGAGCAACCCGAGGUCCCUGUUACACAAGCACCUAUUGACCCUUUCCAGUUCCAGGUUGCUGACGACGCUUUCCAAACACCGAAAUACGCAACGCCCAAGAACGCAACGCCGAAAAGGCCACUGACUCCCCAGGUCGUGACUGUUGACCGCGAGCCUAACUUCGACGACUCGCCUCCGAGGAAGCCAGACUACUCCGACGCACGUAUGAGCCGCAAGGACUCCUUCGAGCUCGAACAAAGGUUAGAACAAUACCAGCAGCAGGGCUUCAGAGACCGUUCGAGAAAUCCCGAGCCGCGUCGUCGUCGAGACUCCUUGGAGGAGGAAGAGCACGCCGCCAAGUCUAUCUACGACGAAGCGAAGCAUGCUACUGCUCCUUUGGCCGCAGCCGCCUUCGCCUCCGCGAUUGCCGUAGAAGAGGAGAGAAGCCGAAAACGCAGAAGCGACCAUGUCACCGAAGACGGCUCACGCGAUAGAUCCCAGGCUACCAAAGAUGCCGUCCAGGAAGAGGCUGACAGGUACUAUCGUGAGACUGUUCUCGCUCGCAAGAUCGCCGAGGAUGAAAUUCGGUCUCGUAGCUCGUCGCCUCAUGACAAGUCUGUCGUAGGUAAAUGGCAAGAUCGUGAAGGCCCCGAGGCGGUCACCAUCGUAACGCCUCCUGAGAUGGACCACCCUCAUGACAAGAGUCCCUAUGACGGGCCCAACGCCGACGUCCGGAUCGACCACAUCAUUAUUCCGGACGAACUUCACCGUUUCCGCCUUCCACACGGACAGCUUGCUACUGGAUCGGCGCCGGUCUUCAGAUCCCGUGACCCGUCUUGCGACCGUGAGCGGCCACUGCUAAACCUCGUUCUCCCCACGCCCCUAGUUACUCCCCGCGCUACACCCGCCCCCGAGCAGCAGAAAGAGACAAAACAGACGGCUAAAACACGUGAAACGACAAAGUCUCGGUCGAAGGAGAAGAAAGAAGCGCCGGCAGACCCCGCACCUGAAAUCGUUCUGGGACCAAAAGGGGAAGUCAUGGAAAGACCAACGACACCGACUGCUAAAUCAGUAACUUGGGGCGAGAACCAGACGAAGAGCUUCGAAGCUGAGAGCCCCGAGCCCCCUAAGGCCGCACCAUCCACGACCUCUACCAAAACCAAGUCAAAGAAGCGCUUUGGCAAGAGCUCGCCAUGGGGCAUCAUUGCUGCUGCAGUUGGCGGGGCGGGGGCGGCAGCCGCAGCAUCGUCGGCAACAGCCCCUGAAAUCCGUGAUCCUUUCGAAGAGAAAAAGCCGGAUGACGAUAAGGCCACUCACAGCCCGCCGCAGUCUCCCAAGUCGCGCGCCGUGGAACCUGCAAGAGAGCCGGUCGCCGCACCUCCUUCUCCAAAGCUCGUAACGUCUUUUGACGAAGAGCAAGACCUCCCCCCUGCGCCUGGCCCCAAGCCAUCCAGCCCACAAACAUCUCAGAUGCCCGGAUCGUUUGCAGAUGACAUCGAGUUCGCCUCUGUUCUCGCUGCUGGUCUGCAAGAUACUGGCUUUGACCCUAACAUUGUCAUCGACAACCCUGCCUACAUGAGACGUGACAGUCCCCCAGGCCAAAGCGAGCCUAGCGUCUACCAACAACCUUUUGCAGAGACUGUCACUGACCUGGGCGUUUACGGUCCUGAUUAUGUGCACAAUAGUUCAUCUACACGUGGUCCCGGGUUCGUCGUUGGCGAGGUUCCGGAAACAUCGGCAUCUGAGAAAGAUUUGAAGGUUGGAAAUGACACAAAUGGCUCCUCUUCACAAGAAAAGCAUGACAAGGGCAAAACCAAAGAGAACGCUCUCUCGGAUGAGGAACGUGCUACCAAUGAUUCCGAGCCUGUCAAGAAACUCAGCAAGAAGGAGAAGCGCAAGCAGAAGGCCGCCAAACGACAAAGCGCUGAUGACGCGCCGGCGGAGGUAUUCCAGGAUGCGACUUCAGCUCCAGAAACUACACCUCAGCAUGAAUGGCAUGGCAAUGACAAGGACGUACGUCAAAGCCCUGAAACGGUUGUUGCGCCUGGUCCAAAGUCUCGCGGUCUCGAGGACGCUCCCGCCUGGGACUUGUCCUCCUCUUCGCAUCAAUCCCGUUCAUUCGAAGAGCCACUGUCCUCUCGCAUGGCUGGCUCUUACGAUGAGCGUGCAUACCCUUCCAACCGCCCCUUCGACGAGCCAGAUUCCUUCGCUACGACUCGUUCCUUCGAUGAAUCUGCCUUUUUCCAGCCGUCCCAAUCCUUCAACGAGCCAUCAUCUUUUCGUUCAGAUGAGGCAACGUCACAUGGACCAACGUAUUCUGAUGUGCCUGUCGCUGACUAUGACACUGCUUCCCCUACCAAGUCAAGCAAAAAAGAAAAGAAGAAGAGUCGGUCCUCUAGAUCGGACGUCAUUUUGGUACAAGAAGAAGAUGGUCGACCAGCGGAAGAGUUUGUCAUCAAAGAGUCACGUACAUCCCGCGAGAAGUCGCCAGAGCUCGAUGAAUAUACUCCCGCAGAACGCCGUGAGACUGGCGACGACCCAGCGGACACGCCCAAGAAGAAGAAAAAGUCUAAGAAGUCCAAGCAGAGUUCAGACGAGUGGACCGAUGUCGAAAGGCAGGUCGAUGACGCGUCUGGGGUUGGCAAAAGCGAGAAGGGCACACCCACCAGAGUUACCGACGACUGGGACGAUCGUCCCACCAAAUCACGGCGAGAUCGGUCCAGGUUUGAAGACAACGACGUGAGCUCUGUCGUAUCCGAUCCGUCAUCUCGGCGGGAGAAAUCCGAUCGCCGGUUCAAUGGCAGCAGAUAUGAGGACGACGAUGCCAAGUCCGUAGCAUCUGACGGCACGAGUCGUAAGAGACGGAACCGCGAUGAAAAGAAGAGCCCCAAGGACGAUGAGAAGCGUAGUAGCGGCUCGUUCUUCGGCCUGUUCAGACCAGCCAGCGGGAGUAGCAAGGACACAUCUGGCAAAGAUGAGAAGUCUUUUUUAGAUAAUGCCGGCACCCUUGGCGCGGGUGCCGGCUUGGCGAGCGCCGUGGCAGCUUUGGGCUCCAUGAUGUCCCGCUCCAACGCCACCGAACCUCAUGCGGAAGAGUCGCCUAUUGAUCUUCGUCCUCUGGAGAGAUCCGUCAGUCCUCCUCAAGACGUCGACAUUCUCGACCCCGAAAUUACACAGCGGGUUAUCAGACCAGCUAUUGACCCUCAAUAUGGCGACCUCCUUCCUCUGCCACCCAGCCCAAUGCCGCCAAGCACUCUCGGUUCCCCGACGCAAGAGCUGGAUGAACUACCGGCAUUGCCCGAUAGCCGUCCAGAAACACCGCCCGAUGAGCGGAGACGUCAACACGAAAUGAAGACCCAUGUUCGACGCCGCAGUAACCUGGAAACACCAAGCAAGAGCCCCAGUCAGACAGCAGUUCCAUUCAAGCUUCGACUGGGGCAAAGGUCGACGCCGUCGUCUCCUGGUAAUUUGGGACAGGCUGUGUCCCCAAUUUCACCUCCAAUGCUCCCAACAUUUCCGGAACCUCCUCUUUCCAGACGCCCAUCUGCCAGACCCAUUUCAUGGGAGCGGGGCAGUGAGUUCAAGCCUCUCUACCUACUUGAACAUGCUCGUCAGGAGCACGCCGCUCAGUUGAUGGAGCCACCCAUUGACUUUCCAGAGCUGCCUCCGAGCGAGCCAUCAUCUCGCGAAUCCCCCGCUCCAGAAUUCGCGAUUCGCGAAGACGACACCAACUACUCCCAACUGCUGCAACCUUCACCGUUCGAGCCGGAUGAACUCCGCAUCGAUACCGGUGUUCCACAGUUCCCUUCCUCGUUUGGUUACUACGGUUCGCAGGAAGCAACACCGACGAAAGAGCAGACAUUGCAAUACACUGGCGCCAUCUUUGGCCCCGAAUCACCCGCUCUUCCCGCCACUCCGGACCUGGCCAGGCAGCUCGAUUUCUCAGAGCACGAGCAGGUAGAACUGCCAGCUCUUCCUGACAGUCCUGCAAGCGUGGUCACUGAACGCGAUGCUUCUUUGGAUAUUCAGCCUGCCACCCCGACGCUUCAACAUGACUCGAUGGAACUGCCUGCGUCGCCCACAAGCUCUCCGACUGAGGCUGAGUCGGUAGAAGUGCCUGUUGGUCCUAUCUUGAUGCCCGAGUCACCUGCCCUACCAAGCGAUCCUGAUGCAGCUAGACAACUGGACCUCUCCGAGCACGAACUGGUUGACCUGCCAGCUCUACCUUCCAGUCCCGUGAUGGACCAACAGAUACUGCGCACUCCUCCUUCCGGACUAACAGCCGACCGCAAUUUAACGGAGUCGCCGGUUUUUUCAAUCGAGAGCGAGGCUCCGGCAUCAUCCACUGCCACCAAGUACGCCCCUGAGUCACCUGCUCUGCCCGCAACGCCAGACAUAGUCAGGCACAUCGAUCUCUCCGAGCACCAACUGGAGGAGCUGCCUGCUCUUCCUGUCAGUCCUGCGUUCGACAAUGAACUUUCAUCUCCAUUCACUGCCGUCAAGUUUGCUCCCGAGUCACCUGCGCUUCCCUCAACGCCAGAUGCAGCCAGGCAUAUCAAUCUUUCCGAGCAUCAAUUGGAGAAGCUUCCUACUCUCCCCGCCAGUCCUGUAAUGGAGAAUGAGCCUUUGGCGUCAUUCCCUACCAUCAAAUUUGCCCCCGAGUCACCCGCUCUGCCCACUACUCCAGGUAUAACCAGACGUUUUGACCUCUCGGAACGGCAGCUGGAUGAGUUGCCUGCUCUUCCCGCCAGUCCCGUGAUUGAGCCCGAGGUGUUUUACACUGGCGUUAGGUAUCUACCCGAAUCGCCCGUGCUCCCCUUGGUCCCGGACGCAGCCAAGCAGCUGGACAUCGCUGGACGUGAGUUGGACGAGUUGCCUGCUCUCCCUGGCAGCCCUGUGAGUGAGCCCGAGGCGGACUCUACUGGCAUUAAGUACUUGCCGGAAUCGCCAAUCCUUCCACGGCUUCGCACAGCUGGACAGCUGGAUAUCGAUGCACGUGGUUUGCAUGAGUUGUCAGACUUGCCUGCGCUUCCCGCUAGCCCCGCAAUGUCCCCAGUUGCCGCAACAGAGCCAGAGCCAGAGCCGGUUGAGGCCAUGUCAAAGGACAGAAACACACCGCCCAGCCCCACGCCUUUCAGGACUCAAGAUAGCGCCGAAACGAUGCCUGCCAUUGAAGAAGAAGCCUCCUCCCGAGCUCGCGACAUUGCCCUAGGUGCUGUCGCAGGAGGCGCCGCAGCGGGCCUCGCAACGGCCGCUCUGGCAAGGGAAGGCAGUGCCGAUGACAAACCGACAGACACCGAGACCGCCGCUCAUAACUUUGAGGCUGCUGAACCAGCCGAGCCACUUGUGGAGACGAAGCUGUCCGAGAAAGCAAAGAAGAAGAGAAAGAACAAGGAAAGGAGAAUGGACGACAUUACAAUCCCUUCUGUCGAGACUACUUAUUCUUCCGAGCCACUGGACCAUGGAGCAGACUUGUCAACAACAGAAACUGUUCCGCCCAGUUCCACCAGUAACGAUUUGCCACUGAGAGACUUCGUUCCCGCCAUCCAGACGGCAGACCCAACAAUCCACUUGCCCGAGGCGAGUACUUCCGCUUCUGUCGAUAACAGCACAACUCCUCCCCUCCCAACAGAGGUUCCUCUGCCAAGCACAUCCGAAGAGGAAGUUUCGCGUUCGCCGGCCCUGCCGUCAGCCCCCGGCGUCGCAGCUCCAACGGAGGUCACAUCUCCCACGGCUACUGGGGAGGAUCGUGUGAUGAGCCCCGUGUCCCGUGGCCGCUUCGGUGGCUUUUUCAGCCGCUUCCGGCCAGCGCACAUGCUUCUUCUCCAGAGGUCAGGGUACAAUAGCAGCAAUCCGCCCUCUCCUGGGGCAUGGAGCGAGGAUGAGGUAUUUGAGGACGAGCAGCCCCCGGCUGUGAUUCGCGCGGGCAAGACUUGGCCGACAGAGACUCCUUUGGCCGAGUCACCUCUGAGCAGAGCCGUGGUGUCCAAGGUUCACAGUCCUGAAUUUCCCACACCACAGCCUGAUCAUCACGGCAGCUUGCCUCCUACCGACCUUGCCUUGAACACUCCGGCUGACCCUCCCACUUUAACCUCUGAUGAUGUGCCACGGUCGUCCUCGCCCACCGAUAACACAGUCUUAUCAGCCGAGCCUGCCCAGUCCGAGGUUCUUUUGCCUGCGGCUGGAAACGAUGACAAAACUCCUUCGACAGAUAUUGUUGGAAAAGACGAAGAGCCGCAUCAUGCGGAGAGCAGCAAGCCCCUCGCCGCCACCAUCACCGAAAAUGCUGCCCUCGAAAGUGGCGAUGUUCCUUUGGAGAAGAAGCUUUCCAAGAAAGACAAGAAGAAGCUUAAGAAAGCUCAGGCUAAGGCUAUCGAGCUUGAACGCUCUCCAGAUUCGAUUGAGAACACCAGCUACUCUCCUUCUCUUGAGAAAGAAGCAACCGCAGCUGCUCAGAUCGAUGCUGAGGCAAACGUUCCUCUCCCCAACCUUGAGGCCCAGCUUCCCCUGGCCGACGUUGACGCAACAACUGCUUCGGUCGAAGCUCCAGCAACCAAUCCCCCGCAUGAGACUGAAGCAGCGGCUUCUUUGCUCGAAGCCGAGGCGCAGGUUCCUUUGCCCGACACCAACGCUCAAACUCCCAGACCUCGAGAUGAUAAAACAGCCCUUCCCGCCGACAGUCAAACAGUUCCCAUCUCACAGGACACUGAAGCGGCGAUGCAAACACUCGAGACUGAAUUGCAAGCUCCCUUUCCUGCAACUGAAGAAUUGGCCACGUCGCCUGGCCAUCAGCAAGACCAGCAUGUCACCGUGGCUGGUCCAAGUGCACCGGCGCCAUUUUCCGAGCCUUCAGUUCCAGAGACGAAGAAAAGCAAGAAAAAGAACAAGAAGGCGAAGAAGGCACUGGAGAUGGAAGACAAGCAGACGCCCACCAUCGAGACCGACAACAUGCACACUUUGGCCUCGGUUCCCGUCGCCCUGAUCACUGGAGAAGAGGAUAAGUCAACCGAUUUGGACAAGGCUACACCUUCACAAGCUACUGAGGGCCAAGUCCCUAGCCCCAGUCAAGAUGAUGAGGAGCAGCAGACGCCUGUCCCGGUUUCCAAGGACCAGCCCGUCGAAACUAAGGAGCAGCAACCUCAACUUCUAGGCGCUGAGGAAAAUGCAGCCUCUGUGGACGAUAUCUCAUCGGAAGUACAACCUCCUGUUGUCGAGCUAGAUGACAAGCCUGCGUACUCGGGAGAUAGCAUGAUGGAGCAGCAGGCUCAAUUCCAAGACAUUGAAGAAAAGGUAACCAAGGUGGACGGGCCGCAAUUCGAGUCGCAACCUCCCGUCAGCGAACCAGACGAGAAGCCUCUGCCUGUGGAAAACAUUCUUCUGCCUGAUCCAGAAACUUCGAUUCUUACCCAAGCAGGCAGCUCUGCUCCGGUCGACGACGCCGUCCUCGAGCAAAAGCCAGACCCAUCUUUCCCGGAGGAGAAACCGACACGUUCGGACGAACACUCUCCUGAAACGCAGGCUCCAGCUGCUGGAAAGGAAACAAUUCCCGCCAACUUGGACGAUACCCUCAUCGCACAGCAAACUCCACUCCCUGACGUUGACGAUUUUCUUCAAGAGCAGGAGACAACCAUUGCCAAAUCAGAUGACAACCUCAUCGCGCAGCAAAUCCCCCUUCCUGACAUCGACGAAUCUCUUGGAGAGCCACUGCCUGAGGCACUGAACGUUGAGCCAUUGGCAGAGCCAUCGUCUCCUACCCUUUCCAAAAAACAGAAGAAAAAGAAGAAGGGCAAGAAGAAUCAGGCUGCUGACGAAGGUUCCCUCACCCCCGGACAAUCUACUCCUCUCGAGGCCGACACUGUCUUGCGUCAAGAACCUCAGAUUCCUGACACGGAGACAAAGCUCGCUGACGAUUCCGAGCUCUCUGCGGAGCCUCGAGACUUGGAGGUGAAGUCGACGGAUGUUUCUUCCGAGCUCGCUCGAGACGGUACUUCAUCCACGACUGACAUCAAUGACUCUUCCAAGCCCGAGGUCCUCGUCCUUUCUCCGACAGAGAAGUCCACCGAUGAAACUUCUUCGGCCAUUGCUGAAAGGCCUGAGACUUUCUCUUCAUCCACGAAUGAAGGCAGCAAAGACCUCCACGAAUCCGCCACUUUGAGCACGGAGCCAUAUGCCCAGCCUUCUCAGCCUGAGUCACCCAGCAAGAAGAAGAAAAAGAAGAAGAGCAAGGCAGCUUCACUAUCGCAGCCGGACAAUUCGAUCUCUGGGGAGACAGCUCCUGUUCAACAUCCCAAGUUCGAUACGCCUGUCGUUGAAACACCUACUCCUAGAACCCCAAUUGAUGAAACUCCGGCCGUUGAGACUCCGGUAGUUAGUAACCCUGUAGUUGAGACUCCUGUUGUUGAGACUCCUACUGGUGAGAAGACUGCCACUGAGACUCCGGCUUUUGAGACUCCUCUUGAGGCCCCGGUUGUCAAUGAACCGGUCGUUGAGACUCCUGUUGUUGAGACUCCUACUGGUGAGAAGAAUACCGCUGAGUCUCCUGCUUUGGAGACUUCUCUUGAGGCUCCGGUAGUUAACAACCCUGUAGUUGAGACUCCUACUGGUGAGAAGACUGUCACCGAGACUCCUGCUUUUGAGACUCCUCUGGAGGCUCCAAUAGUUACCAACCCUGUAGUUGAGACUCCUGUUGUGGAGACUCCUACUGGCGAGAAGACUAUCGUUGAGACUCCGGCUUUUGAGGCUGCUGGUAUCAAGAUUGCGUCUGUUCAAGAUCCGGAACUCGAGAUUUCGAAACCUUCUCAUGCUUCAAGUUCUCCUUCUGGAACUCCUGUGAUCGAAAGCCAGGUGGUUGAGACUCCUGUUGUUGAGACUCCUACCAGUGCGAUCUUGGACGAGAAUUCAAGUAGUCCGGCUGCUGCUGAGACUCCUGUGAUCGAAAACCAGGUGGUUGAGACUCCUAUCGUUGAGACUCCUGCCAAUGCGAUCGUUGAUGAGACUCUCGUGAUCGAAAGCCAGGUGGUUGAGACUCCUCUUGUUGAGACUCCUGCCAGUGCGAUCGUUGAUGAGACUCCCGUAAUCGAGGAUCAGGUGGUUGAGACUCCUCUUGUUGAGACUCCUACCGGUCAGACCACUGCCGAGACUCCAGGACAGACUGAUGAGGCUUUGGUCUCCAAGCUUCCCGUCGAGAAGACUGAAGCUACCGUCGAGACUCAAAUUGAUGACACUCCGGUUAGCAAAAGCAUUUCGGCCGAAAGCCCAUCGUUCAAGGCACCCGUCCCGCAAGAAUCGCCGACAAUUGAUGAGGCAUUUGCAGAGCCCGAGGCCGAACAGCCUGCCCCAGCAAUUCCGCAGGAUAUUUCUCUCCAAGACAAAGAUCAGCAUCAGCAUCAGGGCACCCAAGACGUGAUCGCGACGACGGACACACUGGAAGCGCCGCAGUCCUUGCCCGCAGACAGCGUUGAUCAGGCCGACAAUCCGACGGAAGAGUCUUCGAAAACUUCCAAGAAGUCGAAGAAGAAGAAGAAGAAGGAGAAAAGCAUGUCGAUUGCAGAACCCGAGCCCCCUACCUCUGUUUCUGACGACCUUCCCCUUGACGUCGCUGACAUCACAAACGCUGCCGAACAAGCGACCCUGCCUGGCGAAAAGACAGUCGUCGAGGAAGUGCGCGUGCCAGAUGUGGACGUUGGGGACAGCCCAUUGCAGCCCAAGAACACCGAUCUGGAAGAGUCACAGGAAAGCCGAGCAUCGGAGAGCGCCUACGCCGAGUCCCAGGAACCUACAGUGAUAGAGAGCGAGGAUGACGCUUUCGUCACCCCCCGGCAGGGCCCCGUAGUUCUCGAGGAUGACGCAGACUUGUCCGGAAGCCUCUCACGAGAGCCGACCCUUCUCGAAAGCCAGAGUGAAGCGAUUGACGCCAUGUCACAAGAAGCAUCCGCCAAAAAGGAUGAAAGCGGCGAUGUCCAAGCUCAGGCCGAACCCGAAUCCCCGGUCGAAUCGAAGAAGAGCAAGAAAAAGAAGAAGAAGGCAGCGGCCGCGGCCGCAGCCGCAGCAGCCGCCCUCGAAGCUGCCUUCGAGAACGCACCUCAGAACCAGAACGACAACAAGGAGGAGGCGAAGGACGAGACGAUCACGGACAAGGACACAAGCAUCACGCCAGACAAGACAGGGGACACGGAACCACCACCGCAAGACGCCCCUACAAGCGGAGAAUUCGCGCCGGACAUCAAGAUUUCGGAGGAAGCAGACCCAGGGACAGCUGUUACCAAAAAGGGAAAGAAAAAGAAGAAGGGCAAGAAGUCAUCAACCUUGGACCCGGAGCCUGAGAACAGCCCGUCCACACGUGUCCCCGAAAACACGGCAGAUGUAGCGAAUACAAUGGACAAGUCCGCUUAUAUUUCCUCCCCGACGGGAGAGCCUGCCAGUGACGAAAUAUUCUUCCCGCAAGCAGACACUCGGACAGAGGCUGAGUGGUCGACUGCUGCAAAUACGGGCAAGAAGCGAAAAUCCGUGACGUGGGCACCAGAAGUGGCAUCCUUCUCGAACGGUCCCGAGUCUCCUCAAGAUGCCGACAACGGCCCUGAGUGCCAAAGCGGGAACGUCCCAGCCUCCGAUCAGCUACCUACAACGGGGCCAAGCCAACCUCGGGAUCAACAAAACGCCGAAAGUCAAGAGGGGAAAGCCCAGGGUUCCGAAAUCAGCGAUCUCGACCAGGCACCCGCACAUGUGGCGGCGGAGAAGGAUCUCGACCCAGAAAGCCAAGCUCAGACAGACCCUGCAAGCGAGGGCAACGUCGCCUCGCCCCAGCACCAGAAGCACGACAUUGUCCCCAGCGACUACUUCCCGUCAUCUGCUGGAUUGAACAAGACGCGGGGAACUGCGAACGAUUCGAAUUCCACCGACCAAGGUUAUUUUCCUUCUGCCCACCGAAUGCUGCCAGUAACUCCCUCACUGAGUCUUGUCGGCGCUGGUGCGGCCAACCGGAAGGGCGGUGAGACAUCAGAGCGGAAACUUGACGCGGAGGAGGUGGCACGCAUCGACGCUGAUGCAACAAACACCGAACAUGCGGGCCGUUCUGGGGCCAUUGACGAACCACGAGCGGGAACCACGACCCAAACGGGAGAGGUCGGCUUGUCGGACCCCAGUCUGCAUGCAGUUGUGGAGUCUACCAGUGAACAGGGGUACGACAAAUCACUGCAAGACACGCAAAACGGGCGGAUAACGGGUGCCCAAGCCGGGGGCCCGGCCCUCACCGACUCGGCCCUGGAGGCUGGUGGUCCACAACAUACCCCGGUACCUCACUUGGCGGACCAAGACACAAACCCGGAGAUCCCCCAGCCUCUGGUGCGCGAGUUACCCAGUCUGUUGCAGGUCGACAAAAAAUCUGACGCGGGGAUCACUGACGCCGUCGCUGAAACUCGCCCGGAAGACAAGAAGCUGUACGACAACCCGGACACCGAGACGUCGCAUGACAAGAAGAAGGACGAGGAAGAGCAAUCCGGUCCUUUCGCCGCCGAUGCUGAGCGCCCGGGUCGAACAGACACCUCGGAACCGCUUGGUGAACCCCUCACCUCGGAGCCGGAAUUAGACUCAUCCUCAAAGACACUUCCAGAAGCUCACCCAACAGGGGUUGUCAACACCACCCACAGCUCUCAGAGGACUGAAGCAGAGGCCCAGCAAGAAGACGACGUUUGGUCUGAGUCGAUAAGUUCAACCAACAUGUCCAAAAAGGAUAAGAAGAACAAGAAGACCAAGGCUGCUGGUGCCGAGCCUACCCCCCAGGAUGACGUUCAUGAGAUCAAAGCACAGAAUGUGGAUGACCCCCCGGCCGUCCAACUGGGUGCCGAGUCGCAAGAGGAGUCUACGCCACGCGCUCCCGAUGUAGCUCCCGUGACUGAGGCAGUCGAGGCUGGUGAAGAUGAAUGGGCAUUCCAGCCGGUUGGCAAGAAGAGCAAAAAGGACAAGAAAAGGCGUGCUGCAGCCCAGGCCAAAGAAGAAGCCACCAGGUUGGCCGCGCAAACGCCAGAAACCGUCGUCGCCGACCAAGGACCUCAACCCCAGCCCCUUGAAGCCGAUGAGAUGUUGAGGACGGAUAUCGCGGAGGAGGUUCAAUCAUCAACUGCACCCGAGCCAGAAGAAAGCUUCGUUGAUCCAUCCGGAAGCAAGAAGUCUAAGAAGAGCAAAAGGCGCCAAAGCCUUGCUGAAAGUGUACCCGAUGAUGUCUCCAGCUCAAUUGGCCCGACACCUGAUGCGCCGUCAGAGCAGCUGGAACUGCCUGAAGACAUUGACACUUCUGACUUUGAAACGCCGACAAAAAAGAGCAAAAGGGAUAAGAAGAAGGAGAAGCAGGUUGGAGAGGAGAGUCGCGAUUACUAUCGGCAGGUGGGGCCGGUGAGACCGCACUUUCGUGGACCAUGGGCUGCUCCUGCCGCACUGCUUGCUGGGAACUAUUUGUCUGUCAACAAGGAACGUAAAUUCUCCGACGUCGCAGAGGAAGAGUUGCGCAGUCCUUCAAUAAUAUCGGGCGUGGACGACGUUACUUUCACAUCCGAACACCCUGAGGAUGCACCACCUCCCGCAUCCGACCCUCAGCCGAUUACCACCCAUCCUGAUAUAAUCCAGAAAGACGAGCCAACUAGCCCUCCAGGAAGUGUUGAGACCGGCCCUCCAGCUCAGCUUACCGAGACUCAAGUGACGGACGAACCACAGACAACUCGGGAAAUCACCUCAGAUGUGCCCACGGAAUCCGAGAUCAUGAUCGAGACUCCUAACGACAGCACAACUGUACAACCGGAAGAUGAAUUCCCAGCCGUCACUAAAAAGUCGAAGAAGGAUAAAAAGAAGAAGAAGAAGGGCCCCUCUGUCGAUGUCCUUGAUGAACAGCAACUGCCUUUGCAGACGGGAGAAGCGCUUGAACCCUCCAAACCGGAAGAGACCAGCGGGCAGCCAACUCAACCUGAGACUGGCGACGUCGGCCAACAGAUCGAGGAGAUUGCCGAGGACACGACUGCAAACACUCGACAAGUGGAACAAAAGCCGGCAGUGGAGCAGCCUGGAGUGUCAGAGCCUGUUGAAGAGCAGCCCCUGGAAGAGACGGCCGAAGCAGAGUUGAUCGAGAGCAAGCCAGCCGAUGACGAAGACCUUGCUGACGUCGCCAAGAAGUCUAAGAAAGACAAGAAAAAGAAGAAGAAGGCGGCAGCAGCAGUGCAGGAGACAUAUCUAGAACAAUCCAUGGAAACCGACGCCAAUCCCAGCAUGGGGUCUCUUCCGCAACAACCGCAAGAGCCAAAGGACUUGAGCACCGAUGAACAGUUGCCCAAGACAAGUCUUCCUUCCGAGCAUAUGACACCGACCGACAGCCAUCUUCCUCCAACCACUGUGGACACCCCUGAAAUUAUCCUUCCGACCGAAUCUCAGCACACCGACGUCUUGCAACAGCAACCGACUGUCGACCCAGAUGAAGAAUUCCCGGUUCCCGAGAAGAAGUCCAAAAAGGACAAGAAGAAGAAGGGGAAGAAAGCUCAAGAGGACCCAUUCAUUGACACCAUUCGUGAGCCUCAAGCGGAGACUACAUCUCGGUCAGAAGAAGUGAUUUCCCGCGAACCCGAGACCACAAGCGCCAUCGUGGAACCACCUGCACCAUCCUUUGAGACCGUCACUCCCAAAGAUGAGCUUGCCUCUGAGGAGCAACUCCGCGAGACAGAGCCGGUUCAGGACAGCAUGGAUGUCGAGCAAAGCCCGACUGUCGACCCGGAGGAGGAGUUUCCUCUGACGGGCAAAAAUGCCAAGAAAGACAAGAAAAAGAAGCAGGCAUCUGUUUCUGCUGUGACCGAGCCUCAACUGGAACAUCAAAUCGACACUGGCAGUCCGCCCGGAAUCGAACAAAGCAGUGCUGCUGUACCGGUGCCAGAGGAAACUUUUCCCGUGGUGCCCGUUGAGGAGCAAGAAGCCAACUCUGCGACGAAUGACCUUCCAGUGGACGUCCAAGCAAGCUCAACUGAGAAUCGACCAUCAACUUUCCUCCCUCAGCAGGACGACCGAGACGAGGAGUUUCCUCUGACCGGAAAGAAGGAGAAGAAGGCCAAGAAGAAGGGCAAGGUCGUCGAUUUGACCGAGCCCGAGGUUCUCAGCGAUCCCGCCGCCGAGCCUGCGAAAGGUCAUAAUGAGCCCUCAGUUGAGACGCCUUCAGAAACCAUUCAGACGGAGAACAUUUCUGAGCAGCCCUCAACCUCAGAUGCACCACUCGCCAUGGAUUCAUCAACACAGCUUGAGCCUGUCAAAGGUCCAGUACAAGAGGCUGCAAAGGACCAGGAUACUUCGCCAACUGAUGCCCAAGUACUGCGGGAAGAGCUCCUAGUUGAAAGGCAACAACCACCCACCGACAUUGCAUCUCAAACUCCCCUACCCUUGGUCGACGAACCCUCAAUGACCAAGCUGUCGAAGAAAGACAAGAAGAAAGCAAAGAAGGGAAAGGCCCAGGGCGACUCUGAUAUGCUUUCUGGCGCAGCGACCCGGCUCGAAGAAACGCAGACAACGCCAAUGCCCGAAUCGACAGACGUUUUGCAAGAUACAAGUCAGUCCGGUCUCCUUGCUCCUGAAGCUCCUCUCGUUGGAGAGCAGCCCAACGAUAUGCUAUUAUCGCCAGUUCAGGUUGAUGUCCCCGCACUGCAUGACAAUGACAACCGGGAGAUCGCUGUUGAAACGGACACUGCUCGGUCUCCUCAGCACCAGGGAGCUGACGUCCCAGAAGUUGCCUCGCCUCCGCAACCUAUCACAACCGAGGCCGAGUUGAAAGUGGAUGAGCCGUUCACUGCCGAGGAACCUGAGGAAUUUGUGGUCAGGAAUUCCAAGAAAGACAAGAAGAAAAAUAAGGCCGCAGCCAACGAAUUUGAGUCUGAAUCCACAACUUUAUACAGCGACCAGCCCUCUGCAACACUCGAGAAACCCGCCACCAUCACCGCCGACAGUUCUAUGACUCCCUUGCCUCUCGUGGAAGCCGCUGCUGCUGAUCCCCUGGACGAAUGGGCUCAGGCAACGAUUUCAAAGAAGAGCAAGAAGAAUAAGAAGAAGAAGAACCAGUCGUCCGGUGUUGAGCCUGAAAUCAGCCGCGAUACUCCUCUCGCAGAGCCGGAAGUGGCCUCCGAACCCCAAAUCACCUCGCCUCUGGAAGCCGAUAACUUACGCGCCUCUCCUGUACAGGACGUCAAGCUCGACGCACAACCAACAUCUGCUCCUCAUGAACCUCUCGCUGAGCUGGAAGCUGUCUACGAGCCCCAAGUCAACCCGCCUUCGCCCGUCGCCGAGCUACCCUCUCCGAUGCAGAACGUCGAGCUCGACGUACAAGAAACACCUGCUCUAAAGGAAACGCCCGUUUUCUCUGCACCUCCUGCUGAGAUACCUGUCAGUGAUUCAACAGCUCAAACGAUCUCCGAGCAAGAAUCAAGCACACCCCCGCCUAUCACCGAUACCGUCACGGGUAGCGGGAGCCCUUCUGAUGAGCCUCCUGUCAGCGAGAAUGAGCGCAAGAUCCGCGAUGUGGCGAAGGAGAGUCAGGAGUUACCUCCCGCCGACAGGGACGCUGCUGAACCGAUUGGUGAAGGGCCAGAUGUCGCCCCUAUCGAGAAGGCCAGUAAGGAGAACAAGAAGCGACCGAGUCUUGCACUUGAGGACUUCGAAGCUGGUCCUGCAAUCGAAUUUGUAGACGCAAAGGACACUGGAGAACGAGAUGCGCCACAGCCUAUUCAACUGCAAGCAGACGAAGCCAUGCCCAACCCUGAAGACAAUAUCGCCAAUGCCUCUAACGCGCCUGUCGAUUCCCCGCCCACAAUUGCCACUUCACAAUCUUCUGAACCUGCAGAGCAAGAAAUAACAACUGAGGCAGCCACCUCGCGGGAAGCUAUCCUGGAUCCUGUUCUGCCAAUUCCCGAGGCCGCUGAACGUACCUUAGAAGGGUCAGCAGAGAAAGACAAUAUACCCACUGUCGCCGAGGAGUUAGGAGAGAACUUGACUCCCAAAAAGUCCAAGAAGGACAACAAGAAGAAGAGCGCCAGCCAAGCACAACGCGAAGGUGAAGUUACUCUCACUCCUGAUCUUGCAACACCCUCUGCCUCGAUUUCUUCCGACCUACUGCGGGAAACCGUCCCAAAAGAAGAGAACGGCGACACCAACCGUGGCAUCGUCGAUCCGCCAGCAAGCCCCAACGCAAAUGAGCUUCCUCAUCCCGCAACAUCCAUUGAGGAACCAGACCAGGCGAAAGAAGAUGCUCCCGGGGUCAUUGUCAUUGGUGAUAAGGACAUUUCCCGACCUCCUUCACGCCCAGCCUCUCCUCAGCGAGACUUCAACAGCACAGAAAAGAUCGACGUCCCGGGAGAAAGCCACUCUUCACAAGAUGCUGGUUUCGAUUCAAGCAAUGCGCCCAUUGAUAAAACGGCCACAGAACUGCCCAUCGCCAACGACGAAUGGGACAUUCCCGUGACAAAAAAAUUCAAGAAGGGCAAGAAGCAAUCUGUUCCGAUUGACCUCUCAUCCCCAGCCAAUGUCGACCCGACGCCCGCUAUCGAUUCUCAGCCAGAUCAACUUCGAGACGACGCCGGGAAUCCUGAAUACUUCGACAAAGCGACUCUCGAGGAUACAAGAAGCGCAUCCACACCCCCGCCUCCUGAGCCGGCAAACACUCUGCCGACCCCAACAGAUGUUCCUGAGCAAGCCGACAUCACAGUUCCUUCCCCUGAGUCGAUCAAGUCGACUCCUGUUGACCUUCAACCGGCACAAGAAUCGAGCAGCUUAGUUCACGACGUUCCCUUCGAUCAAUCAGAGAAGCGGAAAAAGUUGAAGACCAGGGAGCAAUCCAACACCCUUCUGCCCGAGCCAAUUUUGAGUUCUCGAGAGAUUGCAGCAGCAUACCUCGACGACCACAGCAACGAAGAACCAACCGAUCAGACUGCCACAAUUCCUGACGAGCCCUUUCUGCCAAUAACGGCGCCUGGUACCCCUCAAGAUCAAGAACGUCCAGAGCCCAGGUUCGAGGAAGACACUCCAAAACAUCCGUUGCCGCAAGAGCCAUCCGCUAUCGACAUGGCUGCCUCCUAUCUGGAACGCAAAACCGACCACGAAUCAGCGGAGACUGUCCGGUCACCAAGUCCGAUAGAACAGCAACGGGCAACUGAUUCGUCAGCCAUUGGAGCGGCUAUCGCCGCCGCAGCGAUCGGAGCAGGAGCAGCUAUCGCCAGCAAGUCCAAUAGCCAGAAGGAUGACGUGGUCGACGAUCCAUCCCUUUGGGAGGGUGCUAAUAAGAAGCACACCAGCGAGAUUGCAAGCGCGGAGGCUGAGAAGUUUUGGGGGGUCGGCGAUGUUGAGGACGCGCCUAGGGCAUCAGCUGGCACAAAUGAGAUGGAGGACGGUGGACUUGACUUCGUGGCUCCUCAAGAGCAACUGAAGUCAGAGCGGCACACAUCAACCGAGGAUGAUGAUGUCUUCGCCCCCACCUCGAAGCAACGCGAUUCUAGCCUGACGCAAGACGGACGCACUGGCGCAGACAGAUCACCCAUGUCCAGUGUGAAGGGUGUUCCCGAUGAGCAGCUAUCCUACAUCUCUCCUCCUCCCAUUGGCGAGUCUAGCAGAGCUUCAGGAUCGCGAUCGCCAGCGGAGCACAAGGGUUCAGAGCCAAGCCGGGGCAAGACAAAGGAAAUCCCGAGCUUCACAGCACCACUCAAGGAGGAAGCGCAAGACGACAAUGUUGAGAGCCCGAUUUUGGGCCGAGAGAUGGACACGGAAUCGAAGACGCCAACCGAGAGAAAUAUGGACCGGUCGCUGAGUUCAAGCUUCGAACCACCCACCACCAGCACCCUGGCCAGUGACUUGGACGAAGCGGUCGACCAUGGCUACGAAGUCGAGUCCCGCCGCGAACUCUCGAGCGGUCGAGCAUUGGAAAGCCCUUUCCGAAGUCCAGCCCCAAGCAUCUUGCCGCCAGUUCAGGAGGAGGCCCAAGAAGAAAACGAAGCUCAGUCACGAAUCCUCCCGAAGGUGAGAUCCAGCAGGGCACUACGCACACCAGAGCCCCAACGAGACGGCGGUGUUCGUCGGGACUGGCAGGAGACAACAUCACAAGGGCGGGAUUACCAGCGCACGCCCGAGGUUUCCAGUCACCGAGAACGACGAAGAUCUCGCGAGCUGGAGAGAGUAAAGUCACCGUCAGUCAAGGAAGCUCUUCGGCGAUCACCAUUCGCAGAGGAAGAAACGCGUGAUUUUCCGCUUUCUAGGACUCCAGUUCUACGAGAACCUAGCGGUCGGGAGCUUACUCCGACUCCAGAGCCGCACAAGAUGAGGCGCAUCAGUCCCGAGCUGGAGAGGAGAAGAUCCAAAUACCAGGACCUGGCAUCAGCAGCGCUGGCCGGUGCAGCGAUUAGCAGCACAUCAUCACCACGCAGCACACCUCCACCCGGUAAUCGCAGCGUUUCGGAAAGAGUUGCGCGACUGCAAUCGCCAGCGCCGGUCGAGCCCCCUGUAGCGCGGAGGUCCAUCUCCAACAGCAGCCUAUCACGGCACAGGAGGGCCAUGGGCUCAGCAACACCAGAGCCGCUAAAGUUCAGGCCUGAAAGCCCAGGCAUCUCCCGACCAGCCACUGCCACCCCGCCUCUCCGUCGUCGAACUGACAGGCGGAUGAGCGGAGACCUACGAUCUCUCAGCCAACGAAGUCACCAAGACCUCACCCAGGACCCGACCCCGACCAGCUCGUCAAACACCCCCGUCGCCAACGAAGGUCGUGUCCGCACCAAGGACAUGGCCGACGUCUAUGAUGGCUUUGGUGAGGGCCGCAUCGGCUCCCCCCGAUCGCCCACUCGACCGCACAGCAUGCGCCGACGUCAGAGCAUGCAAGUUCUCGAGCUCGAAUCUCGCGUCGAACAAUUGAUGGCCGAGAAUCGCAUGCUCACCGAUGCACGAACACACACCGAUACCCACAAUGGCAACAGGGCUUCAGGCAUUUUGGCUGAACGCGAUGCCGAGAUCGAUGUGCUCAAGCAGUCGCUCGAGUUUCUACAAAAGGAGGUCGCCCGGUUGACCGAGGUCAACGAGGGCUUGAACAGCGCCAAUGCCCAACUUGCUGCCCAACACAAUGAACGCUACCGUUCGUUGGAGACGCAGCACGCCGACGCUUCGCGGCAAUUGGAGGAGGCUCGCAACGAACACACCCACUUCCAAGAGUCGUUGUCGCAGAAGGACGCCGAAAUUGGCAGACUGCGUUCGGAACUCGACGCUGCCAAGGACAAGAUCCGCCAGAUGCAACGCCAAAUCCUGGCGGCAAAGGGCGCUGACAGUGACUUCCUGAACGUCAAGGACGUCGACCACUUUGACCACAGGUGUCAACAACUCUGCUCUCAUGUGCAGCAAUGGGUCCUGCGAUUCUCCAAGUUUUCCGACAUGCGCGCUUGUCGUCUGACGAGCGAAAUCAACGAUGAGAAGGUCAUUGACCGUCUCGACAACGCCAUCUUGGAUGGCACCGAUGUGGAUGCUUAUCUCGCCGACCGUGUACGACGGCGAGAUGUAUUCAUGUCCAUGACGAUGAACAUGAUUUGGGAGUUCGUGUUUACUCGUUACCUCUUCGGCAUGGACCGCGAACAACGACAGAAACUCAAGUCGUUGGAGAAGCUCCUCACCGAGGUCGGUCCGGCCCAGGCCGUUCGACAAUGGCGCGCUGUCACCUUGACGCUACUCUCUAAGCGUCCAAGCUUCAAGCACCAGCGCGACCUCGACACCGAGGCCGUGGUCCAGGCCAUCUUCCAGACGCUGUCCAAGGUCCUCCCUCCCCCAAGCAACCUGGAGGACCAGAUCCAAUCACAGCUGCGCCGCGUGAUGAGGGAGGCCGUCGACCUCUCCGUCGAGAUGCGCACCCAGCGUGCCGAGUACAUGAUGCUCCCGCCGCUGCAACCCGAAUAUGACGCCGACGGCGAACUCGCCGAGACCGUCACAUUCAACGCUGCGCUCAUGAACGAGCGCAGUGGCGACAAGUCCGUCACCAACGAGGCCCUCGAGGCCCAGAAUGCCACCGUUCGCAUCGUUCUCUUCCCCCUCGUCGUCAAGAAGGGGGAUGACGCUGGCAAUAAUGAUGACGAGAUCGUUGUGUGCCCCGCCCAGGUACUGGUGGCUCGGUCCAAGGGCAAGUCCGUCCGGCUGUUCACGCCCGGCAGCGACGUAGGCGGAGCGUCUGUUGUCGGCGGCAACUCAGCGGCCACGCACAGCGAACUCAGCAUGGGCACUUUCUUGCCCGAGCAGGCUUCGAACAGGGGAUGA
Colletotrichum karsti is the source of this 22239-nucleotide messenger RNA. RefSeq lists its product as uncharacterized. Bases 1 to 22239 code for a protein of 7412 amino acids. The record is from RefSeq and is a predicted model, not a curated record. Lineage: Eukaryota; Fungi; Ascomycota; Sordariomycetes; Glomerellales; Glomerellaceae. The transcript is spliced from 3 exons.